Molecule: messenger RNA, 3291 nt
Organism: Seminavis robusta
Lineage: Eukaryota; Bacillariophyta; Bacillariophyceae; Naviculales; Naviculaceae
Source: the annotation of a GenBank genome assembly
CUGUCUUUCUCAAAUGACACUUCCCAUCACCUCCAUCGAUCAAUCCGAGGCAGAUGCCUUUUGCCUUUUGGAGGAAGCACAACGGCACGUUCGGACUGAACCGAAUCGAAUCACUCGGCAGCUUCAUCCAUAACAUCACUCACACCUAACUAAAACAAACGAAGCAAUUGGUGUUCCGUCAGAUAUUAGAAGAAGAAGGUCUCACAACAAAACAAAAUCAUGGCACUAGAAAAGAGCGAGAAUCGAGUUGGUUUUGCCGUUGGCGGUAGCCGAUACGCGGUAGCUUUGGUGCUUUUGAUUCAUUGCUCCACCAUAACGGCGAAUCGCUUUGGUGGGACAUCAUCAUCAUCAACAUCAUGGACUGCACCACUCAGAAUAGGAGUGAGAUCUGCCGCCAAUUCUCAUCCGUUUGUUUCACGGAACAACAAGAGAUCCUCCAUUCAAUGGGCUGGCAAUGAUGAGAAGCCAACGCACGAGAUAGAUUCAUGGGCACCAUCAUCCAAUUUUCAUGAUAAUAAUAAUGAGGAAUGGAAUGCACUGUUUCCAGAAGAUCACGCUGUCAGUUACGCAUCCCGUACUCGAAGAACAACCAGGGAACCUACCUUUGGUUUUCGGAGAGCGCUCAAACUUCCUACUUUUCUCGUAGGAAGAAACAGCCAAUCCCAUGAUGUGGUACCGUGCGCUGCAGUGGCGGUUUCUAGCAAAGUCUCUGGGAGUCAGGCAUCUUUUUCACCGGCUCUGCAGUCUCGUCAACAACAAUCUUCACGAAAGAACAAGGAAUCUACCCGCAAUCAACCAAAAUCUGUACAAUCUACGGCGGCAGCCGCUUUGGCCAUUGGGGAACCUCGGCCCUUGGUCUUUUGGGAAAGUAUGGUGUGUGGAGCCAUUAGUCGUUCUGUGGCGCAAACCGUCAUGCAUCCAGCCAAUACCAUGAAGACUCUAUUGCAACAAUCCAAUGCCGGACCCAUCAUGGCAUACCUACGACCCUCCCAAUUGCCAAUCCUCCUUCGUGGUGCUGGAGCCAAUUUUGUGCUAAGCGUUCCUCACGGCGCCAUCAAUUUUGCCGUUUUGGAAAUGGUCCGAAAGGAACUGGGACGGGGCGUCCGAGCGUCCAAGUAUUUGGCAUCACGAGAAGAACGCUUGGGACCGGCAUUGGAUUUCAUGUCGUCGGCCAUUUCGACGGUAUGCUGCUCGGUUGUCUCCACACCCCAAAUGAUGAUCACGGACAAUAUCAUGGCCGGAAACUACAAGAACCUUCCCGAUGCAGUCCGUGGAAUUGGACAAGGAGGUAUCAGUGGGUUUUAUGCUCGGGGAUGGUGGCCAGGGUUGGUCGGAAAGAUUCCAUCCUAUGCGCUGACGUGGACACUCUUCCAACAACUGAAAGAGGUACAACGAAAGCUUACGGGACGAGAGGCCACCAACAUGGAAAAUUCCAUCAUGGGAUGCAUUGCGAGUGGUACCACAGUAACAAUCAUGAUUCCCAUGGAUACCAUCAAAACACGCCUAGUCACACAAAGCAUGGCAGCGGGUACGGUUCCCUACAAGGGCAUUGUGGAUUGCGCGGUGCGAGUGGCUCGUGAGGAAGGAAUCAAGUCAUUCUACCGGGGACUACCUCCUCGUCUGGUCAGUGUGGUUCCCAUGAUUGGGAUUCAGUUUACAGUUUAUGAAUUUAUGAAAAAGGUAAUGCAAAAGAGGAAAAUCAACAACAUGUCCGCUCCGACACUCCCAACAGCACCCCUGGCAGCAUCCACCAAAAAACAUAAAAAGGGAAAGCGAAGCAAGGAGGAAUCCAAUUUUGAUCCCUACUCCAGUUUGGAACAAUUACAAGAGUCCUGCAUGGAAGUUGCAGCGAGUCCAGAGCAUCCCUAUCCAGCACCACAUUUCCUAAGAGCGCUGAAGAAGAAGGCGAAGGGCAACAACAAACGAAGGACAAAGUCGUAGGACCCCACAAGAGAAAGCAAGCAAAUCAGAUACAGGUAGUAACCUGCAAGCAAUAGCUGAGCAUGCCUUCAUAUCUACUAGAAACAAACUCAGAAUAGAGAAUCUGUCAAAUAAUUUCCGGUACACUUGUGUACGCUAAGACGGUAUAGUCUAUUUCAGUAGUUUCGACAAUGAAGAUCAGGUUCAAGGAUCCAGGCAGGCAACAAACAGAGGCUAGACAGCAGGUGCCAGUUUUCAACGAACUUGUGAACAUGGUUUAUGGAUGGUUCUGAGAAACCAAAACGCAGUGAUGUGCUUGACAGGGAAUACUCAAAUCUACCUUUUUUGACUAGUAGGGACAUAAGACAUAUAGAAUAUCGUACAACGGAACCACUACUAAUGUUACAUGCUGUUUUAACGCAAACAUGCUUUUGCUUUCACAGAUGCACAUCCAAAAAUGCACCAGCAUAAAAGUUUGGAAAUCUGAAAAUAGCCAUGGAAGGAAACCAUCGAUUGAAUGAUUCAAUUCUACCAGAUGUCACUUGAGGCACCCAAAAGAGCCGUAAUCCCGGCGAUGGCAAUUCCAACCAUGAUGCUAUGGGUCGAUGAUGCAGCCGAAGGAUUCGGGACAAUCUUUGCUUCGGUGAUGGUGGAAUUACAGGUAGUACCGUCUCCGCCGCCAACAAGGAGGAGAAGAGCGUCAUUGAGAUCCGACGUCGCAGCACUGGCGGAUUCCGUCAACUCAUCAUCAGAGCAUUCCUUGGGGAAGCAACCAACCACGUUGGAGAAGGAGGCUGCAACAGUCUGUUCACCGCUACAUUGAAGGUCAAUGUUGGCUUUGUAAGCCCGGGCGCCACUGAUACCAUAGCACGCCGUGAUGAUCUUAUCCUGCGAUGGAGUCACUUCAUCAAAGUCAAUAUCCGUACAAACUAAACUCGUGUUGGCGACAACAGAGCAAAACCCGUCAUCAUUCCCAUCAGCGGCGAUCAGAGCACUGCUAAGCUCGUUGCUUGCAUCAUCAGAAGAUGCAAUCAAUUGUUCGUUAUCCUCCAGCGCAGCAUCAGCAUCGAUACAGGCUUGAGAUACUUCAAGGAAUCGAACCUUUGCUGGCUGGGCCACGGGGACAAAGCCAAGGAUAGCAGUGAAUACCAAUUGAAGCUUCAUGGUGUCUUGAUCGGUCUUCUCUGGGGUAUAAAAGUGGUGCAAAGUUGGGUGCAAAGUAAAAAGUAAAAUGUACCGCAAGUCAAGUCUUCUCAACAAAAAUGAGCCUUCUUUGCCCUCAACUACCAGCUAGCAAGCUGAGGGCCUUUUGAACUUUAUCUUGUGUGUGUGUGUGUGUGUGUGUGUGUGUGUGUGUGUGUGUGUGUGUGU